AAAUAAACGAGCCCUUAUACAGCGACCACCUCCAUCACAAAACCCCUUUUCACUUUCCCAAUUCUUGCACAGCUUAAACCCACCACUAUGCACUGCUAAUCUCCAAGGGAGAAAAUGGGUUGGAAGGCAGCGCAAAAACUAAUCCACCACUGGAAGAUACUUAGAGGUGAUAAUGUUAUGAUAAUGAGGGGUAAAGAUAAAGGGGAGACUGGUAUCAUCAAGCGAGUAGUUCGUUCUCAAAAUCGUGUGAUUGUCGAGGGCAAGAAUUUGGUGAAGAAGCAUAUCAAGCAAGGGCAAGGUCAUGAAGGUGGGAUUUUCUCGGUGGAAGCUCCCCUUCACGUCUCAAAUGUUCAGAUGGUGGCUCACAUUUACUCUUUUAGGAAGCCCUGCAAGGUUGGGAUCAAAUACUUAGAAGACGGUAGCAAAGUACGAGUAUCCAGAGGAACAGGGGCAUCGGGAUCAAUAAUUCCUCGUCCAGAGAUCUUGAAGAUAAGGAGCACUCCUAGACCAACCAUUGUUGGCCCGAAAGACACUCCAAUGGAACUGGUCUUGGAGAAAACUUAUGAUGCUAAAACUGGCAAGGGAAUGCCUGAUCUUUAAUUAUUAUUAUGGAAGCUGUUGCUUUUAUUUAUCUAUUUCCUUUAGCAGUUUCUAUUGUGUUUGUGGCUUGGAACACCACUCUUGCAACUUGGCUUUGCACUUGGAUUAUUGUAACAGUGGUCUUCUUAUCAAGUUUAUAAAAUAUUUAAGUUCCAGCUUCAAUCAACUUUUAGAGGGGCUUAAAGAGAGCAGAAAGUUGAAUUGUGAGAGAAAGGAUAUGUAGUACAUUAAAUGUGUGCAUGUAACUGUGUUUCCAGUUCAACCUUCUCAUU
Messenger RNA from Striga asiatica, 872 nucleotides. The record is from the annotation of a GenBank genome assembly. NCBI's taxonomy places the organism in Eukaryota, Viridiplantae, Streptophyta, Magnoliopsida, Lamiales, Orobanchaceae.